CCAUACAGAAAUUAUUUUAUUAACUCAAGUUGGGAAGCAGUAAAGGAGCUGGCAAAACUUGGUCUUGGUGGUAGUGUUGAACUUAAGAUUCUGCAUCUUCCAGUGGAAUAUAGUGAAGUGGAAAAAAAGAUCAAAUGGAUAUGGACGGAGUUGCAGCCGCAGCUGUCUGUGCAUGUUGGAAUGAUGUCUUCAUCCAAAGCAAUUGCCCUGGAGCAAUGCGGAAGAAACAAAGGCUACAUGGAGAAAGACCUCAGCGGCGCUCACCCACAAGGAGGCUGCUGUUUGCUGGAAGGACCGGAAAGAAUAGAGUCUGCCGUGAAUAUGAAAAGCGUCUGCAAAAACAUAUCAUGGCCAGGGGUUCAUGUUAUCCAUUCCAGAGAUGCAGGGAGGUACCUCUGUGAAUAUGCCUACUAUCUCUCCCUGUACUGUGGCUCUGGAAAAGCAGUUUUUAUUCAUGUGCCACCAUUAAGUAGAAUCAUAACUUCGAGAAUACUGGGACAAGUCUUGCAUAUCAUCAUCCAAGAAGUGCUGAGACAGCUGAAUAACACCUAUGUGGUUGACGAGAACAGCAGAUUUGCUCAGGUGUAG
Molecule: messenger RNA, 588 nt
Organism: Hyla sarda
Lineage: Eukaryota; Metazoa; Chordata; Amphibia; Anura; Hylidae
Gene: PGPEP1L
Product: pyroglutamyl-peptidase I like
Exons: 4
Biological process (GO): proteolysis
Source: RefSeq, a predicted model, not a curated record